CCGAAGAAUCCGAAAAAGCCAGCAAUGCAUCCUCCGGUGAACACGAUGAUUCUGGCCGCCAUCAAGGCGUUGAAGGAGCGCAACGGAUCGUCUCUGCAGGCCAUCAAGAAGUAUCUGUCGGCCAACUACAAGGUUGACGUGGCCAAGCUGGGACCGUUCAUCAAGAAGGCACUGAAGACGGGUGUGACCAGUGGCAAGCUGGUGCAGACCAAGGGUGUCGGAGCAUCGGGAUCGUUCAAGCUGUCGGCCGAAGCCAAGAAGCCCGUGGUGGAGAAGAAGAAGAAGGCUACGGUGCAGAAGAAGAAAUCGGCCGCAGCUGGCGACAAGAAGAAGAAGGCAGUGCCGAAGAAGGCGGAAGGAGGAGCGGUUGCCAAGAGCCCAGCGUCGGCAGCUGUUGCAAAGAAGCCUAAGACGGCAGCGGUGGCUAAGGCUGGCGCAGCGAAGAAAGCGGCUACUAAGAAGCCAGCUGCAGCACCAAAGCAAAAGGCGACCAAGCCGUCGAAGAAGACGGGAGCAACCAAGCCGAAGAAGGCUGCUGCACCCGCCAAGAAGAAGCCUGUGGCCGCGAAGAAGGCGACUCCAGCCGCAAAGAAGUAA
This is a messenger RNA of Anopheles maculipalpis, 597 nucleotides long. Its product is annotated as histone H1-III-like. Gene Ontology annotation, cellular component: nucleosome; nucleus. Lineage: Eukaryota; Metazoa; Arthropoda; Insecta; Diptera; Culicidae. The record is from RefSeq and is a predicted model, not a curated record. Gene Ontology annotation, molecular function: structural constituent of chromatin; double-stranded DNA binding; nucleosomal DNA binding. Gene Ontology annotation, biological process: nucleosome assembly; chromosome condensation; negative regulation of DNA recombination.